Hermetia illucens (black soldier fly) is the source of this 1347-nucleotide messenger RNA. It is a transcript of the gene Pcmt, whose product is annotated as protein-L-isoaspartate(D-aspartate) O-methyltransferase. The record is from RefSeq and is a predicted model, not a curated record. Gene Ontology annotation, biological process: protein modification process. Lineage: Eukaryota; Metazoa; Arthropoda; Insecta; Diptera; Stratiomyidae. Gene Ontology annotation, molecular function: protein-L-isoaspartate (D-aspartate) O-methyltransferase activity. The coding region runs from base 72 to 890 and encodes 272 amino acids. Gene Ontology annotation, cellular component: cytoplasm. The transcript is spliced from 5 exons.
UUUUUUCUAAUGUAUCUAAUCUCGUCCGGAUAAAGUCUCGCAGCUGUGGUGCAUUGUUUUUGUUAGCAUCUAUGCCACUACCUUCGUCGGCUACCUACAGUCUUUUGACUUUUCUCAUUGUUGUGUCAUUAGCGCACUUGUGUCCGAAUCAAGGGAAGCUGGAGUUUUUCCGUCGCAGUUACCAUCGGUCUUUCCUACAGAAUUUUGGACAAAUGGCUUGGCGUUCGAUGGGGACCGACAAUGCAGAUUUAGUGAAUCAGUUGAAGAACAAUGGCGUAAUCCGAACCGAGGCUGUGGCCCGGGCAAUGAUGGCAACCGAUCGGAAGUAUUACACCGUCCGUUCACCUUACAUAGACGCGCCGCAGAGUAUUGGACAUGGGGUCACAAUUAGCGCACCGCAUAUGCACGCCUUUGCCUUAGAAAUCCUGAAGGACAAACUUGUUCCCGGAGCAACAGUCUUGGAUGUGGGCUCCGGUUCUGGCUAUUUGACUGCAUGCUUCGCUCGAUUCAUUAAUGCUGCAGGGGGUGGAGGAAAAGUUGUAGGAAUUGAACAUCAGCCCGAAUUAGUAAAAAAGAGCAAGGCGAAUAUUGCAAUGGACGAUCCCAACCUGCUGGAAUCAGGGGAUAUUAUUUUAGUUGAGGGCGACGGGCGAAAAGGUUGCCUCGAAUAUGCUCCAUAUGAUGCGAUACACGUAGGUGCAGCUGCUCCUGACACACCCGUCGAAUUAAUUAAUCAGCUGAAAAAUGGUGGCCGGUUGGUUGUUCCAGUUGGCCCUGAAGGAGGCUCACAAUAUUUGGAACAGUAUGAUAAAGACGAGGGGGGAAACGUAACAAAUCAGCGCUUAAUGGGAGUUAUGUAUGUCCCACUAACGGAUUUGCACCGAUCUUGACUUUGGUUAGCAGCGAAAAUACUAUUUGUAGUAUGCUUAACAGCAAUUCUUGUCCUGCGUUUUACGAAACUUAUUUAAGAGAUGCAUAAAUAUGGAUAUAAAAUAUAUUUUUCUUUCGCGGUUCAACUAUUGCUAGCGAAUUUGCUAGUUAAUUUAUUUUUGCUUACAAUGGAAUAAUUUACCAAUUGUUUUUGAUAUUUUGGUAAAAAUCUGAUAUUGUGUUCCAGGUAGUUUUAAAGAUUGUGAUUUAUGUAAAAGAAAUGCAUAUUCUGAUUUGCUGAAUGUCGCUAUAUAUGUAAAAUUGAAAUCUAUCAAUUGCUUUAAUACUGAUUUGCCAGGUAUCUGGAUGUAUAUGGUAUGUCAGUGAAAUCUCAGAGGAUCUAAAUUUUGUUAUAUAAAAUAAUACUUUAUAAUAUAAUAACUUUAUUUUGAAAAUAAUGAUUUGUUCUUGGAUAAA